This is a messenger RNA of Fusarium sp. VM40, 3084 nucleotides long. The record is from the annotation of a GenBank genome assembly. NCBI's taxonomy places the organism in Eukaryota, Fungi, Ascomycota, Sordariomycetes, Hypocreales, Nectriaceae.
AUGUCUCUUUUUGGUAACCCCCGGCAUCAAAUUACCAACAGCGGUUGCUACAUCUAUGUCGACAAUAUCCUCAAAUAUCUCCCUCAGGUCCAGGUCAAUGCCCACACCACUAUUCUAGCCACUACAUCCCGCACCAAUCUCACACAGACCUUCGUCAAUCCCACAACGAACACUAUAGACGAACUCCGCUAUGUGUUCCCCCUCUACGAUGGCGUUUCUGUUGUCGCAUUUACCUGCACCGUCGGCUCUCGCGUCAUCAAAGGCGUAGUCAAAGAACGACAGAAAGCACAGCAAGUCUACAAUAAGGCCAAAGCUAAAGGACAAACCGCUGGUCUUUUCAAGCAAUCCCUCAAAGCAGCCGACACUUUCACCACAACUAUUGGCAACGUUCCUGGCGGCGAAAAGGUCCAGGUCGAAAUCACUUACCUUGGUGAACUCAAGCACGAUGCUCAAGUCGAUGGCCUUCGCUUUACCAUCCCCACACAGAUUGUUCCCCGAUAUGGGAACGCCGAGUCCCUCGAAAUUUCUAAUGCUAUUCAAAAGCAAGGAAUAUCAUUUACCAUCGAUGUUGAGAUGCCCGACGGCUCAUCUAUCAAGUCUGUUCAGUCACCAUCCCACCCGCUUUCUGUUGAUAUCGGCACCACAUCCACCACAAAGUCACAGGAUCCCUCCCUCCAGCGGGCUUCUGCCACUCUUCAGCAGGGCACCGACCAUUUGGAACAGGACUUCAUUGUUCAGGUGGCUACAACAAAGCUUGGAGAGCCAUCGGCCAUCCUCGAGACGCAUCCUACUAUUCCCAACCAACGGGCCAUUAUGACGACGCUCGUCCCCAAGUUCAAGUUGCCAACCGAAAAGCCAGAAAUUGUUUUCGUAUGCGAUCGAAGUGGAAGUAUGGGCGGGCAGAUCCCUAACCUGAAGGCUGCCCUCGAAAUCUUCCUCAAGUCCCUACCUGUUGGUAUCAAGUUCAACAUUUGCAGUUUCGGUUCCAGAUUUACCUUUCUCUGGGAGCGAUCCCAGACUUAUAGCCAAGAAACCCUGGACAAAGCUGUGCAGCAUGUUCAGACUUUCGACGCUAACUACGGAGGAACCGAGAUGUACCAACCCUUUGAAGCCACUUUCCAGAAGCGUUACAAGGACAUGAACUUGGAAGUCUUCCUGCUGACCGACGGUGAGAUCUGGGAUCAAGAUCGCCUCUUCGAACUUAUCAACACCGAGGUAGCUCAGAGUGAGGGUACGGCGAGAGUCUUUACUCUCGGUAUAGGAGCUGGCGUCAGCACUUCGCUUAUUGAGGGUAUUGCUCGAGCCGGCAAUGGCUUCGCUCAAACAGUAGGCGACAACGAGAAGAUGGACAAGAUGGUGGUUCGCAUGCUCCGUGGAGCUCUAUCCCCUCACAUCACCGACUACUCUCUCGAGAUCAAGUAUGAGAAAGUAGAAUCAUCCACUGACGACGACGAGUUCGAGCUGGUUGAGAAGGUUACUGAAGGUUUGAAAAUUGAUACCGCUGAGGUCAGCACGACCAAAGAGAGUGAAGCGCCGAAGAAGCCCAUUUCACUAUUUGAUAACUCUGCCGACGACGACGAUACCAGCAUGACUGAUGCACCCGCGAUCGACAACAAGUACGAUCAUCUUCCUACUGUUUCUGUCCCCCGUUACCUGCAGACACCCAGUCGCAUUCCAUCACUAUUCCCAUUUAGCCGCACAACCGUUUAUGUGCUCCUCUCCGAUGCGACUCCUGCUCAGCAACCCAAGUCUGUCCUUCUCAAGGGUACAUCUCGCCAUGGUCCUCUAGAGCUUGAGAUACCCAUCACCACAACUACUGAGAAAGACUCUGUGAUCCACUGUCUCGCAGCUCGCAAAGAAGUCAAGGAACUGGAAGAAGGACGAGGAUGGCUCACCUAUGCCGAGGACAACAGUGGUAAGCUACUCAAAGAGAAGCAUGACGGCCACUUCUCAGACAUGGUUGAGAGGGAAGCUGUACGCCUGGGUGUCAAGUACCAGGUUGGAGGCAAAUGGUGCUCAUUUGUCGCUGUUGCAGACAAUGAGGAUGCGCAGCAUGUGGAACAAGCCCAGGAAGCUACCAUUGCUGAGCCUAGAAGUGUUGUAGCACCAGCUCGCUCUUUUGCACAGACUGGGAUUGGUAUGGGAGGCGCUUUUAGUCUGCAAUCUAUGCCCCGUUCUUUGAACAACCCAUUCGGCGCCUCCAGUAGCUCGACUUCGCUUUUCGGAAAUUCCAGAGCAAUGAACACCGGUGGUGGUUUGUUCGGAGCCGCCCCAGGAGGAUCAUCCAGUGGAGGACUUUUUGGCAGCGCUCAGCCUCCACCACCACCUGCCCCGGCAGGAUCUGCUAACACCGGCGGCGGUUUGUUUGGAUUUGCCCCAGGAGGAUUAUCUAACACCGGUGGUGGUCUGUUUGGAGCUGCCCCGAGAGGAUCAUUUGGUACGAGCGGAGGGCUGUUUGGCAGCGCUCAUCCCCCUCCACCCAUCGCAAGCAACCGUAACGACGAACCACCAAUUGUCCAAGCCGCAGCUCUUGCACCCCCUGCUGCUGAGGUUGAUGAACAGUUGCUAGCUCAGUACCGAAGUGAGAUGGACGAGGCUGCAGCUAUGCCACUUAUAGACUAUAGUGACGAAGAGAAUGAAGAAAACGAUUCUGGUCAAGACAUGGGCUUUUGUUUUUUUGACGGUGGAGGACCCGCUGCUCCCGCUGCUCCCGCUGCCCCCCAAGUGCCCCAGCAGGCCCCGACUCCCGCCCAGAAGAAGACAAGCGAGAUAAGCCCGCUGCAAGCCCUCACCACCUUGCAGACCUUCUCCGGCAGUUGGUCAUGGAGUGCUGACCUGGAGCGCGUACUUGGUUUUACUGCUGAGACAAUUUCCAAGAUUGAACUUCCUGCAGUUGUCAGGGAUCACACAGAGAAGGAAAGCAUCCUCGCUACGGCCUGUGCUGUUCUCUUCUUCAAGAAGAAGCUCAUGGAUGAGAAAGAUACUUGGGAGAUGUUGGUGGAGAAGGCUGAGGGAUGGUUGGAGGAUAGUAUUGGGGAGGAUGGUGUCAGUGAGCUUGAUAGUAUGCUUGAGAAGCUCUUCUAG